AGUACCCCAGAUAAAGAGAGAACUAUCUGUAAUGCCACCACCACAAAUGCCAAUGUCAAUACCUAUGCCGUUUGAUACCCAAGUUUUCACUGAUUUUGAUCUCGAUUUUCUUCAAAAUGAAAAUUUGUUAGAACAGAUCAAUUUCCCUCCUGGUGCUGAACUUGAUCAUAUUGAAGGAUUCUUUCAAUAGCGUUUAGGAUAGAUAUAUAUGUAUACCAAUUAAUUACAUUUAAUGAACUUUUCAGAAUCACGUGCGAAGAUUUUAAGAUUUUAAAAAAUUAUUUUGUAGCACUAUAAACAUGGUAGAUCUAAUGAAUCUUACUCUUCAUCAACUUUAGCCAUAUGAUUCGGUUUCAACCCUUUCAGAGAGCUUCGUUCAGAAGGACGAGCAUUCUCUUAAAGAGAGCAAGUCUAGACCAUCCUCAUUUUAAAUUUCAGAGGUCAUAUAGUCAAGAGAAGAUCAAAGUCAAACCGCAAUCAAGAUAUACUUUCUUUAAGGUCGGUAUAGCUAUAGGCCUUGCAGGUUCAGUCUUAUACUAUACCAACGAUAGAGCUCGACACAUAGUAUUGACAGGAGAAAGAGUGGGUGUUGUGAGUGUUGCAGUGGUGAGAUGUUUUUUAUUAUAUAAAAAUACUCUUGGAACUAAAUUUAAUACUGAAGAUGAAAGGCAAAAAGCUUUGAAAGAGACCCAUAAAUCGGCAGCUGAGGUUACUUUAAAAGCUCUUGAACAUAAUGGUGGUAUUUAUAUUAAGUUAGGCCAACAUAUAACCGCUUUAACAUACCUUUUACCAAAAGAAUGGACUGAUACAAUGUUACCACUUCAAGAUAAAUGUCCAAGAUCAUCAAUGGAAGAUAUAGAAAAGUUAUUUGAAUCAGAUCUAGGUGUGUCAAUGCAUGAUUUGUUUAGCGAAUUUAAUCCAUCUCCAGUAGGUGUUGCUUCCUUAGCUCAAGUUCAUCUUGCCAGACUUAGAGAAACUGGAGAAGAAGUUGCUGUCAAGGUUCAACAUCCCUCAUUGCAGGAGUUUGUUCCAUUAGAUGUCUAUUUGACGAAAUCUGUAUUUAACUUGAUGUACAAGUUCUUUCCUGAUUAUCCCUUAACGUGGUUAGGUGAAGAAAUGCAAAGUUCGAUCUAUGUUGAGCUUGAUUUUACAUGCGAGGCUGAAAACGCUCGUAAAACCGCAGAAUACUUUAAGAAUCAUCAGAAGAGGACGGCAUUAAAGGUACCAGACGUUAUAUCUGCUCAACCACGUAUCUUAAUCAUGGAAAGUUGUCCUGGUGCUCGUUUGGAUAACUUAGAAUAUAUGAAAGAACAUAAUAUAUCUACAUCCGACGUUUCUUCUUGUUUGUCUCAUAUUUUCAAUGAUAUGAUUUUCACACCAGGAGUUGGACUUCAUUGUGAUCCUCAUGGAGGAAAUUUAGCCAUUAGAAGUAUUCCAAAAUCAUCUAGUGGUCAUAAUUUCGAAAUCAUUUUAUAUGAUCAUGGUUUAUAUAGAGAUAUUCCAAUGCAGAUGAAGCGUGAUUACUCCCGUUUUUGGUUAGCAGUUUUGGAUAAUGAUGUUGCAAAUAUGAGAAAAUACGCUGAUAAGUUUGCCGGAAUCAAAGGUGAGCAAAAGUUUCAAAUAUUUGCUGCUGCUAUUACUGGAAGAGCCCCCGAGAAGGCAUUAAGUUAUGAUAUUAGUAGUGCUAGAUCUGAAGAUGAGAUCCUGUCCAUGCAACAUAGAUUACAUUCUGAAGAAGGUAUCUUAGAAGAUUUGAUGACCAUUUUAAGUUCCAUGCCUCGUAUAGUGUUAUUAAUCUUGAAGACCAAUGACUUGACAAGAAACCUUGAUGAAGGAUUAAGUAAUCCAUUAGGAUCGGAAAGGACUUUCCUUAUUUUGGCUAACUACUGUGCAAAAUCUGUUUACGAUGAAAACAAUGAAACCAUAGGCAAACAAUACCUGAGAUAUUCGUUAUUUGGAUUGUUUAACCAUGUUAACAAUUGGAUCUCAUAUCAAAGAAGAUUGAGUACAUUAUUUAUCUACGAUUUUAUUAUGGCGAUAAGAAACGUGAGACAAAGAUUCUUAUUAUAAUAUUUAAAAUUUAUCUAUUCCCUGUAUAUAUUUAUAAAAAAUUAUUCCUAUUUGAAGAGCUUAAC
Scheffersomyces coipomensis is the source of this 2135-nucleotide messenger RNA. RefSeq lists its product as uncharacterized. The transcript has a single exon. Lineage: Eukaryota; Fungi; Ascomycota; Pichiomycetes; Serinales; Debaryomycetaceae. The record is from RefSeq and is a predicted model, not a curated record. Bases 343 to 2070 code for a protein of 575 amino acids.